AUGACUUGGGCAGAUACAGUUAAUGAUUAUGUUGCCCAUUCUUUUGUAGGCAAAUAUUUCCAAUUGGACAAUUCUGGUGCUCGACGUGAAAGAAAAGGCACCAAGUUUUUGACCGAAAUUCGUGCUGGUUUAACUACCUUCUUUGCCAUGGCUUAUAUUAUUUCAGUUAAUGCUUCUAUUAUUUCAGACAGUGGCGGACCUUGCGUUUGCGAAGGUACUGCUGCUGAUCCUACUUGUGAUACCAAUGAAGCCUAUAUGGCUUGCGUCUAUGAAGUCAAAUUGGACAUGAUUAUGUCUACCACAAUUAUUGCCAUGAUUGCUAGUGUCAUGAUCGGUUUCUUUGCUAAUUUACCUCUUGGUAUGGCCCCUGGUAUGGGGUUAAACGCCUAUUUUACAUACACUGUCGUUGGCUAUCAUGGCUCCGGUAACAUUAGCUACGAAACUGCCCUUGCUGCUGUAUUUAUCGAAGGUCUUAUCUUUUUGCUUCUUUCUAUUUUUGGUGUUCGACAAUGGCUCGCACGUAUUAUUCCCAUGAGUAUCAAGAUUGCAAUGGGUUGUGGUAUCGGUCUAUAUCUCUGCUUUAUUGGUCUUCAAUCGUCUGCUGGUAUCGGACUUGUUGGCAUGGACGCAUCUACUUUGGUUGGCUUAGGCGCCUGUCCUGCUGCUGCCAAAAACUCUGACGGUGCUUGUCAAUGGGGCACUAUGACAAACGGCACAACCUAUAUGGGUAUUCUCGGUUUAGUUAUUAUGACUAUCUUGCUCAUUUAUCGCGUCCGUGGUGCUAUCUUAAUCUCUAUCCUUUUCAUUGCCAUCACUUCUUGGCCUCGUGUCAAUGCUGUCACUUAUUUCCCUUACACCACUCAAGGUGACCUUAUGUUUGACUUCUUCAAGAAGGUUGUUACUGUCCACCCUCUAACUCAUGUUCUCGGCAAAUUCAACUUUGACUUGAGCACUAAAGAAAUCUGGAUUGCUUUGAUUACUUUCCUUUAUGUCGAUAUCAUGGAUACCACUGGUACUAUGUACUCCAUGGCCAAUUAUGGUGGUUUCACUGACAAGGCUGGUGAUUUUGAACAUUCCACUUUUGCUUUCAUGUGUGAUGCUGCUUCAAUUUCUAUUGGUGCUUGCUUCGGUAGCUCCCCUUGUACUGCCUUUGUCGAAUCUGGUGCUGGUAUUGCUGAAGGUGGCCGUACUGGUAUCACUGCCAUUGCUGUCGGUUUUGGUUUCUUUGUCUCUAUUUUCUUUUCUCCUAUCUUUGCCAGUUUCCCUCCAUGGUCAACCGGUCCUGCUUUGAUCGUUGUUGGCUCUAUGAUGCUUUCAGGUGUCCGCAACAUCAACUGGGAUUAUCCUGGUGAUGCUAUUCCUGCCUUUGUUACUUUGACUGUCAUGCCUUUCACCUACUCCAUUGCCUAUGGUGUUAUUGGCGGUGUCCUUUCUUACAUUGCCAUCAACGGUGUUAUCUACCUUAUUGACAUCGUCUCUCGUGGUUAUGUCCGUCCCGAUUAUUCUCAACGUGAAGACUGGUGGACUGCUGCUUUCAGUCGCUCUUUCUUACCUACUUGGAUUCGUUACUUGAUUGCUAAGGCUAGAGGUGAAGACUUCAACUGGCAAGAAGAUGAAUAUGAGUUUGAAGAAGAUGAACCUCAACACGUUACUGUCGAUGAAGACGAUCAUCAUGAAAAGACUACUUCUCAAGAUCAUAUUGUAGAUAACUUUCAUUACAUGAACGAAUCUUCCAAUUAUCAAUACGACGAAAAAGCUUAUCAUUAA
This is a messenger RNA of Gilbertella persicaria, 1767 nucleotides long. Its product is annotated as permease family-domain-containing protein. Lineage: Eukaryota; Fungi; Mucoromycota; Mucoromycetes; Mucorales; Choanephoraceae. Bases 1 to 1767 code for a protein of 588 amino acids. Gene Ontology annotation, cellular component: plasma membrane. The transcript has 2 exons. Gene Ontology annotation, molecular function: purine nucleobase transmembrane transporter activity. The record is from RefSeq and is a predicted model, not a curated record. Gene Ontology annotation, biological process: transmembrane transport.